UAUUGCACCAGUUCAGCAAUGCAGCUACAAAGAACGGACCAUUCUGUACUCGGUUCGACGACUAAAUUGGAUUGUAUUUCCAUAUAGUAGCAUGUGCUGUACGAAAUACAAACAUUGAUUCCAAAAAGUCAAACAUGAAGGAACAAUAUAAAGAAACUGAUGUUACCCGCAGGAUUUCCAAUGUAUCUUUUGGAGUGGACAGCAGACACAACAUGGCACAACAAGCCCAUAUACAUGUUGUUGCUAAAAACUUGUAUAAUCAAGAUAGCAACCACACUCCAGUUCCUUAUGGUGCACUUGAUGAUCGCAUGGGAACAUGUUCCAAUACAAAAAAAUGUGGCACAUGUGAAGGCAAACUAAAUGAUUGUGCAGGACAUUUUGGUUAUAUAGAUUUAGAACUACCAGUCUUUCAUGUUGGUUACUUUAGAGCUAUCAUCAGUAUAUUACAAACAAUCUGCAAGAAAUGUGCUCAUGUCAUGUUAUCACCUGAAGAUAAGAAUUAUUAUUUGCUAAAAGUUUUAAACCCAAAUUUGGGAUAUUUGGCACGUAAAGCACUGCGUAAGCAGAUUUUAGAAAAGGCAAAGAAGACAACAAUAUGCCAGAAUUGUAAGGAAAUCAAUGGUACUGUUAAGAAAGCUGGAAUGUUGAAAAUUGUACAUGAAAAGUAUAAAAACAAAAAGAAACAGGAAAAUAUCAUUGAAGAAAAAUUGUUAUCGGAUUACCGUUAUGUAGUUGAACAUAACAAAGAGAUAAAAAGUAUACUGCAAAGCAGUGGAUUGGUUUUCACUCUAAAUCCAAUACUAGUACUAGAACUAUUUGAGAGAAUUCCAGUAUGUGAUAUCCCACUGUUGCUAAUGAAUCGAGAACAUACAUUACCUCAGGAUCUGAUACUGACCAGAAUCCCUGUUCCACCUAUUUGCAUCAGACCUAGUGUUGCAUCCGAUCUGAAGUCUGGCACCAACGAAGAUCCUUUAACAAUGAAAUUGUCAGAAAUCAUUUUUAUCAAUAAUGUUAUUCAGAAGCAUAUGCAGUCUGGUGUUAAGGUGCAGAUGUAUCACGAAGACUGGGAAUUUCUCCAAUUGCAUUGUGCAUUGUAUAUUAAUAGUGAAAUGUCUGGAAUACCUCUUAAUAUGCAGCCUAAAAAAUCAGGCAGAGGUUUAGUGCAAAGGUUAAAGGGAAAACAAGGUCGUUUCCGAGGUAACUUGUCAGGAAAACGCGUCGACUUUUCUGCUCGUACGGUCAUCUCACCCGAUCCGAAUCUUAAAAUUGAGCAAGUUGGCGUACCUUUGUACAUUGCAAAGAUUUUAACAUACCCCGAGAGAGUCAAUCCGGCGAACAUGGACUUAAUGCGCCAAUUAAUUCGCAAUGGUGCGGAUGUACAUCCCGGGGCGAACUUUGUACUACAUCAGAAAACGCAGAGGAGAAUGUACCUUCCAUAUAGUAAUCGGAACAAAGUUAUCCGAGAGUUACAGUAUGGCGAUAUCGUCGAGAGGCAUCUCAGAGACGACGACAUAGUGUUGUUCAAUCGGCAACCGUCUCUGCAUAAAUUGAGCAUUAUGGCGCACAGAGCUAAAAUAUUGAAUCACCGAACGUUCCGAUUUAAUGAAUGUGUCUGCAACCCUUACAACGCGGACUUUGACGGCGACGAGAUGAAUCUUCAUCUACCUCAAACCGAGGAAGCGCGGGCGGAAGCGUUAGUGUUGAUGGGGAACAAAUCCAACUUAGUCACACCUCGCAACGGCGAGUUACUAAUAGCGGCAACUCAGGACUUCAUCACUAGCAGUUAUCUCUUAACGAGGAAAAACACGUUCCUUACGGAGGCCCAGGCUGUUUUAUUGGCUAAUUGCUUGAUGAAUGACGCUGAUAAUCUCGUGUCUGUAACUCUGCCUCCGCCUGCGAUAAUAAAACCGAUCAAAGCAUGGACUGGCAAACAGAUAUUCGGUCUGAUAAUGCGACCGAAUGAAGAAUGCCCGGUUAAAGCGAAUCUAAGGACAAAGGGCAAGGCGUACACCAAUGGCGAAGAAAUGUGCAUUGAGGAUUCUUAUGUCCUCAUUCGCAAUUCCGAACUAUUAGCUGGUUCAAUGGAUAAGGUUACAUUGGGCUCGGGAACGAAGCAAAGUAUAUUUUACAUUUUGCUGUGUGACUGGGGCGAAGAUGUCGCGACUUUAGCUAUGUGGCGUUUAGCGAGGCUAGCGAGCUGUUAUAUCACAAACGCAGGAUUCUCCAUCGGUAUAUCUGACGUCACGCCCGGUCAUGGUCUGCUUCAGGCCAAGGAAGAACUAUUGAAGAACGGUUAUGACAAGUGCACCAAUUACAUUCGGCAAAUGGAGGAAGGAAAUCUAGUCUGCCAACCUGGAUGCACAAAAGAGGAGACGAUGGAAGUGAAGAUACUGAAGGAACUUUCGGCAAUUCGUGAUCACGGUGGCAAGGUGUGUUUGAAGGAACUCGCGCCCGGCAACAGUCCUUUGAUCAUGGCAAUUUCCGGGAGUAAAGGCAGUUUCAUUAAUAUCUCCCAAAUGAUCACCUGCGUAGGUCAGCAAGCCGUCAGUGGUAAAAGAGUGCCGGACGGAUUCAACAUUCGUUCAUUACCUCAUUACGCGAGAGGUUUAAAAACACCGUCUGCCAAAGGCUUUGUAGAGAAUUCAUUUUACUCCGGGAUGGUUGGCCCAGAAUUCUUCUUCCACACUACUGGCGGUAGGGAAGGUCUUGUAGAUACCGCCGUGAAGACUGCUGAGACCGGAUACAUGCAGAGAAGACUGGUGAAAAGUCUGGAGGACUUAUGCUUUCAGUACGACAUGACCGUGCGUAACUCAAUGGGUGACAUCGUGCAGCUCAAGUACGGCGGAGAUGGGAUGGAUCCGACGUACAUGGAAGAUAAAGAUUGGCCACUGGACUAUCAAAGAGUGUUGGAGCAUGUGAAAGCGAAAUCACCGCACAAGGAGGAGAUACCUCUGGACGGCGCUGAUAUAACCGACACCGCAUUCCAAUGGUUCGCUGACUCAGAACGGUUUAGCAGUGUCGAGGAGGAGUUGAAGGACGAUUUGCUCGUGUUUUUAGAAUGGGUAGGAGACAGGAUAACGCAUUACCGCCAAAACAUACUAUGUCACUCGCCAGUGGCACUGCAACCCGGGCGUUUCACUAUCUCACAGCUGGAGGAAUUCAUUCACACGUGCAACGAGAAGUACAUGAGAGCGCGGAUAGAACCGGGCACUGCCGUAGGUGCACUCGCCGCGCAGAGCAUCGGAGAACCGGGCACCCAGAUGACCCUGAAGACCUUCCACUUUGCUGGUGUCGCGUCUAUGAACAUCACGCAGGGUGUACCGCGCAUCAAGGAGAUUAUCAACGCUAGCUUAAAAAUCAGCACUCCUGUUAUAACGGCACCGUUGAUGAACGAUACGAGUUUCGAAAUUGCCAUGCGAGUGAAAGGGCGAAUCGAGAAGACUACCUUAAAAGACGUGGUGGAAUACAUCGAGGAAGUGUGCCUGUUCGACGAUCACUUCCUUCUGAUAAAAUUGGAUACCGACUUGAUCAAAUCGUUGAAGUUGGAAGUGGACGUUAACUCUAUAUGUUAUUCAAUCUGCACGUCGAAAUUACACCUUACCGCAAAAAAUGUAUUGGCGAAGGGUGAUUCUAUCAUCACUAUCCAGCCGAGUAAGCAGAAAUCAAACAAUGAGCUUACGCAACUGAAAGAGAACCUGCCGAAUGUUAUAAUAAAGGGAUUGCCAUCGGUUGCUCGAGUGGUUAUAGACAGUCACGAGGACACCGAUGGCAAAAUGAAAUACAAGUUAUUCGUCGAAGGAGAUAACUUGCGGGAAGUUAUGGCGACGACUGGCAUUCUCAGCAAGAAGACAACGUCGAACAACACUAUGGAGGUUUACAAGGCACUCGGAAUAGAAGCAGCGAGAACAACCAUCAUGACGGAAAUCGAAUCGGUAAUGGAGAAUCAUGCGAUAAGUAUCGAUCAUCGGCAUCUAAUGCUCGUAGCGGAUUUAAUGACUAGCAGGGGAGAGGUACUCGGUAUUACCAGACAAGGUUUGGCGAAGAUGAAAGAGUCUGUCUUGAACCUGGCAUCGUUUGAAAAAACGGCGGAUCACCUAUUUGACGCAGCUUAUUACGGUCAAAGCGACACCAUAUGCGGCGUGUCAGAAUCGAUUAUAAUGGGUAUCCCAAUACCAGUGGGCACAGGACUCUUCACACUACUUCACAAAGCGGACAAGGACGAACCGCAGAAGAGGACACCUUUAUUUGACGAUCCACAGUUCCAUAAGAAGACUACAAAGGUUACCACAGGAAGUUAACUACAAUAAUCGUAAUGUAAAUAAAAUUUAUAAUA
Harpegnathos saltator (Jerdon's jumping ant) is the source of this 4333-nucleotide messenger RNA. RefSeq names its product RNA polymerase III subunit A. Gene Ontology annotation, molecular function: DNA-directed RNA polymerase activity; DNA binding. Lineage: Eukaryota; Metazoa; Arthropoda; Insecta; Hymenoptera; Formicidae. The coding region runs from base 135 to 4298 and encodes 1387 amino acids. Gene Ontology annotation, biological process: DNA-templated transcription. The transcript is spliced from 20 exons. The record is from RefSeq and is a predicted model, not a curated record.